AUGAUAACUUUUACUAGAGCAGUUCACCUCUUACCGAUCUUUUUUCCUAUCUUGAUCGUCGUCACAAUUCUUACCCCAUAUAUCAUAGCGGUAUCGUUGGACCAUGUCUACCCGUUUUUGCCAAGUAUAAGUAAAACAGCAGGAUUUGAGCCAGAGGGAUCAAUUUUUGGUUUUCUGAUGUUUUUAGUGGCGUUGAUCGGACUGCUGACGAUCUUUGCUCGAUAUCUUCAACUCAAGGGAUUCAGUCAACAAGCCGGUUUUGAGGCAAAUGUUUUGCACAAGGUGAAAUGGUUCAACACAAUUUCUCUGCUAUCUGGUGUUUCAUGUAUCCUUGGCGUUGUUUUGGUGGCAAAUUUUCGUUCUUCUGUACCACAAGUGAGUACCACGGCUUUCAGAUAAUCUAAUGUCUUGCUGGUGUAUGUACUGCCCGUUGAAGAAUAAUUGACAGAGCAGAAAAAAUUCACGGACAUAUCCCAAUAUGAAUAGUUUCAGUCUUGUUGUCAGAACGUUUAUAGGAUAUUUGAUAUACAGUAAAAACCCACGUAUAAGAACCUAGAUUUUCCCAACUUUAUAGCCUACUACAGGGCAUGUGUGAUAUGGAAUAUGUUGCUGUAUUAAAUAAUUAUCUAGCAUACAGUUUAGAUGAUAACCAUGCAGUAAUUUUAUCUUUCCAAAGUACUAGCAUGCAUGUCUUUCACGCUGCAGUGUCCAUAAAAUUCUGUGUUACAUUUUGAGUCUUACUGAGUGAAAGCUAGCCUUGACUUUCUUUUUUCCGCGUGUAUUUUCAUCUCUGCCUUCAUUUUUAUGUAAUAAGAACCUACUGAAAAUCUUAGGCUAAAUGGGUUCUUAUGAAAAGGGGGUUUAAAAUAAAAAUUUUUGCCUAACGGGCUUUUAAAUUUUAGGUUCUUACAUGUGGGUUUUUAUACUGUAUAGCAUAUAUCUUCAGCAUUCAAUUGAUCUUUUUACUCGAAUUUGCAUGAAAUGACCAGAUUUUGUUGUUUUAUGCCGUAAAAAGUACAUUUUUCCAAACAAAGAACAAAAACUUGGCAAUUUGCUUAACCCAUUCGCCCUCAGGGAAUUUUGCCGAGAAACGUGUUUGGAAGCUAGUCGAGCGGUUUCCAGGCUGGUCACUACCUAGCUAUGAAGAACUAAAACUUACCACAAAGCCGUUUACAAGUCGGACACGUCGCAGCCUUCUGACCCAAUGGUAGUUGGGGGGCAAAUAGGUUAAGACAAAAAAAGAAAUAAGGAAACAAAAGAAAAGAAAUAACGAAGUGAAAUCGCAAGUUUUUUUUCGCACAAGAUCUAUUUAUCUCCAUAUUACAGGGCAACAAUUUUGUUUACACAUACACGUCCCCUCUGGCUUAGAGUUUUUCCUGCUCAUUUUUUUUUUUUUGGCUGUCCCUGGAACAAAAAUAUCAAAUGGCUUAAAUGUCUGCUCAGCAUAAAUUUUUGUGAUACUCAAUUUGGAAUUUAGGGACCGGUCAUAAUUUGUCGCCCUCGGGGGCGGGGGGAGACGAGGAGUUUGGGGGAAUCACACGGUUUUUAAAAGAACAAGGAGAUCAGCCCUAAUUGCAUGACAGGCACUAAGGGGGGACCACGAAAAAAAAAAGGAGAAAAUUAUUUGAGGCGGUGGGGUCAAUUUAUAACUUUUUUGUUGAUCUUGUUCAAGCACGAACUGUGAUACGGCAGAUAUAACGCCUGGAGAGAAUUAAUUGUUUUUAACCUUUCUCCCUGGAGGGACUGAUCUUGGACAAUACUCCAAAGAACCGAAAAUGUUUGGAAAUAAGAGAGGAGAAUCUGUUAUUUCGUUGCUGAAAUAUCUAGAAUGAACUAAGUGAACUGAUGUUACUAACUACUUAAAAAAUGGGUUAUCGCUGUCACAAUUCUUUCCUCCUUUUCGGUCGAUUGUCGAUCGGUGCUCGACUGAGCCGAGGAACUUUACCAUCUGAACGGCCUGUAAUAUUAAGCGGGGUUUGACUUAUUUGAUACCUUAUCAACUUUUUCUCUUUAGCCAGUCAAAGCCAUAGACAGAGUUCAUAACGCUGGGACUUUGAUGCUCUUUCUUGGCGGAGGUGUAUAUUUCUGGUUUCAAACCCUCAUCAGUUAUCACGGUAUUGCAGUUAAGCUCAAUAGCAAAAGCAUGUUCCUCUUCCGGUUAGCUGUAUCCUGUAUUGUGACCAUCACUGGUGUGGUAUACCCGUUCCUCAAAGAUUUUGCCUACACAAAGUAUAGUGGUAGAGUGCAAUUAAAUUCAAUCACAGCGGCCCACUGGAGUCCAAAUGAGGGUGGGUGGGCGAUACAGGUGGCCAGUAAUGCUGGAGAAUGGAUUGAUUGCCUGUCUUUGGCGAUCUACGCUGCGUCAUUUUACAAAGAGUUUCAGACGUUCUCUCUUGACGUCUCGUAUGUUGAAAACGCUGAAUUGGAGAAAGGAUGGAAUGGAAAGUACUCAAAAAUAAGACAAAGCAAAGAAGAAGAAGUUUCGGACGAAUAA
Porites lobata is the source of this 2494-nucleotide messenger RNA. The record is from the annotation of a GenBank genome assembly. Lineage: Eukaryota; Metazoa; Cnidaria; Anthozoa; Scleractinia; Poritidae.